Ochotona curzoniae (black-lipped pika) is the source of this 944-nucleotide messenger RNA. Its product is annotated as C->U-editing enzyme APOBEC-2. The record is from RefSeq and is a predicted model, not a curated record. Gene Ontology annotation, cellular component: nucleus; cytoplasm. Gene Ontology annotation, molecular function: cytidine deaminase activity; RNA binding. The annotation marks the transcript as partial. Gene Ontology annotation, biological process: cytidine to uridine editing. NCBI's taxonomy places the organism in Eukaryota, Metazoa, Chordata, Mammalia, Lagomorpha, Ochotonidae. The transcript has 2 exons.
GGAACGGCUGCCUGUCAACUUCUUUAAGUUUCAGUUUCGGAAUGUAGAGUACAGCUCCGGGCGGAACAAGACCUUCCUCUGCUAUGUGGUAGAAGUACAGAGCAAGGGAGGCCAAGUUCAAGCAUCUCGGGGCUACUUAGAGGAUGAGCAUGCAGCUGCCCACGCAGAGGAAGCCUUCUUCAACACCAUUCUGCCAACCUUUGACCCAGCCCUGCGGUACAAUGUCACCUGGUACGUGUCCUCCAGCCCCUGUGCAGCCUGUGCUGACCGCAUCAUCAAAACCCUUGGCAAGACCAAGAACCUGCGCCUGCUCAUUCUGGUGGGGCGCCUCUUCAUGUGGGAAGAGCCCGAGAUCCAGGCUGCUCUGAAGAAGCUGAGGGAAGCUGGCUGCAGACUGCGCAUCAUGAAACCCCAGGACUUCGAGUACGUCUGGCAGAAUUUUGUGGAGCAGGAAGAAGGAGAAUCCAAGGCCUUCGAGCCCUGGGAGGACAUUCAGGAGAACUUCCUUUACUAUGAGGAAAAGUUGGCGGACAUCCUCAAGUAGUCGGCAGGGCUCAGCCUCACGGUCUGCCUGCUGCCACCAACAGACAGCAGCGACAUGUACGGCCAUCUGGAACAAACCUGUCCUAAUGUCACCUGGAGCUGGACACACAACAAAUUCUACUAGACAAGGCCCUUGAAGACUCAAGAUACACUUCUCAUGCUAUAAUUCACUUAGGCUGUGCCUCUCUAAGGCUGCUAUUGGCAAAAACAAAAGUUGGAGAGAGAUGCAAGCAAUGUGGGCACCAGGGGUCUGCGGGCUGAAGGUCCUAAGUAGCCUCCAGAGGGGCUGCUUAAGGCAGCAGGCCUGUCUAAAGACAGAGAUCUUUGGAACGUGUCCAGAAGUUCAUUGUGUGUUAACUUUUUAAAAAGAGAAACAACAAUAUUAAUAAAAGAAAUUGUGU